AUGCGUCCGUGGCCUUUGAGCCUGCUUUGCCUGGUAGGCGGCCAGGAGGCGCCGUGCAGCUGUUGUUCCAGCUGCGGCUGCGCCUGCGCCGCGAGCUGCGCAGGCUAUCGCGCUCCGGGCUGUGCCGGAGCGCCCGACUGCCUGGAAUCGUCCGUCUGGGGUAACUCCCGAUACACCGAGGAGGAGUGGUGUGGGCAGCCUCGGGUGCGCGAGCUCACUACGUGCCGCUGCUGCGGCGAGUGUGGCUGCCCGUGCGCAAACAGAUGUCCCGGCUACAAGGCCUUUGGAUGUGCCGGGGCAAGCAACUGUGAGAUGUCCGCCGUCGGGCAAAGCGAUCGCUAUACCGAGCAGGAAUGGUGCGGCCUCGGCCUUCCCCACGACGCUCCCGCCGAGGAACCAGAAGAGGUCAUGGCCAGGGCGCGCCUGGCCCUUCGAUCGACGCUGGCGAGCAUGGUUUGGCCCAGCGGCUGGUGA
Symbiodinium sp. CCMP2592 is the source of this 474-nucleotide messenger RNA. NCBI's taxonomy places the organism in Eukaryota, Dinophyceae, Suessiales, Symbiodiniaceae. The record is from the annotation of a GenBank genome assembly.